Dendroctonus ponderosae (mountain pine beetle) is the source of this 1994-nucleotide messenger RNA. RefSeq names its product transient receptor potential-gamma protein (gene Trpgamma). Gene Ontology annotation, molecular function: inositol 1,4,5 trisphosphate binding; store-operated calcium channel activity; protein binding. The record is from RefSeq and is a predicted model, not a curated record. Lineage: Eukaryota; Metazoa; Arthropoda; Insecta; Coleoptera; Curculionidae. Gene Ontology annotation, cellular component: cation channel complex; membrane. Gene Ontology annotation, biological process: manganese ion transport; calcium ion transmembrane transport; regulation of cytosolic calcium ion concentration.
GCUGUCACUUCACUUCCCCUGUCUGGUUCUCCUCGUCCCUUAUAUAGUUUCCUCCAGGUAACCCAGAUAGUUCUAGAAAUCUCCAGAACAGGUGCGAAACUUCCCGCUUGUCAGUGUCAUAUUUGACAGUUAAUGGGGCCCAAAAGGGGCUCCAAUUUACUGAAAUACCAUGAAUUUCGAUCCCCCCAUUCCAAACUUUUCAGAAUGGACGGAUCAUGACAGAGAAGAUCCAACGCAGGAAAGUCCUGUGGAAGAUGAGGAAGAAAAGGAAGAGAUGGAGAAUUCUCCAGGCAGAAGGGGAGACGCUUGCAUAGACAUUCCUAGAGAUCACAGUGCUUUGAUGAAUCUUCUCGAAAAACCGCCCAUAGAUAAGAAAGUUAAGAGACACAGCAUCCAUGGAAUGAUGGAAGAAGAGAACGUGAUCCGACCACACCAAGAAAUCGCACAACUAUCUCUCGAAGAAAAAAAGUUCCUAUUAGCAGUAGAAAGAGGCGACGUGGCUUCUACCCGAAGAAUGUUGCAAAAGGCCGAAGAUUCCAGCUACAUCAAUAUUAAUUGCGUGGACCCACUAGGAAGAAGCGCACUGCUGAUGGCCAUUGAUAAUGAAAAUCUGGAAAUGGUGGAGCUGCUGAUAGAAUACAGAGUGGAAACCAAAGACGCUCUUCUUCAUGCCAUAUCUGAGGAAUUUGUGGAAGCCGUCGAAGUUCUGCUGGAUCACGAAGAAACUAUACAUAAAAAAGGCGAACUGCAUAGCUGGGAAGCCUUACCACCRGACACUGCCACUUUCACACCGGAUAUAACACCAUUAAUAUUGUCCGCCCAUAGAGAUAAUUACGAGAUUAUUAAAAUUCUUUUAGAUCGAGGAGCWACUUUGCCUAUGCCUCAUGACGUACGGUGUGGAUGCGACGAGUGCGUAACGUCGAGAAUGGAAGACUCCUUAAGACAUUCGCGAUCUAGAAUAAACGCCUAUCGCGCCUUGGCAUCUCCAUCCCUUAUCGCCUUGUCCUCUAAAGACCCCAUUUUGACCGCUUUUGAGCUCUCUUGGGAAUUAAGACGCCUAAGUUUCAUGGAACACGAAUUUCGGGGCGAAUAUCAGGAAUUGCGAAAACAGUGUCAAGAUUUUGCGACAGCCCUUUUGGACCACACAAGGAGCUCCUACGAGCUCGAAGUGCUUUUAAAUCAUGACCCUACAGGGCCGGCAUUUGAGCAUGGAGACCGGAUGCACCUCAACCGACUGAAGUUAGCCAUUAAGCUCAGACAAAAGAAGUUUGUGGCGCACUCGAAUGUCCAGCAACUGCUGGCAUCGAUUUGGUACGAAGGCCUGCCUGGAUUCCGUCGAAAAAACAUGGUGCUGCAAGCUCUGGAAAUAGUCAGAAUUGGCAUUUUGUUCCCAUUCUUUUCAAUCGCUUACAUCGUGGCCCCCCAUUCAGUCAUUGGACAAACGAUGAGGAAGCCUUUUAUUAAAUUCAUCUGUCACUCUGCCAGCUACUUUACCUUCUUAUUUAUGUUAAUUCUCGCUUCACAACGGCAGUUGUUUUUCAAUGGAGGCGACGAGGAAGUGAUCAUCCAAAGAGGAGCGAAACCGACCUUGGUCGAAUGGAUCAUAUUGGCUUACGUAAGUGGUUUAAUUUGGAGUGAAAUAAAGCAGCUGUGGGACGUUGGACUUGAAGAAUACGUAAGAGAUAUGUGGAACGUCAUUGAUUUUAUCACGAAUUCCUUGUAUGUGGCUACCGUUGCUUUAAGGGUUGUCUCAUAUUACGAGGUAACACAGAGCCCGGAAGUAAUGCCAAGGAAAGACUGGGAUGACUGGGAUCCAAUGCUUAUUUCCGAGGGACUUUUUUCAGCCGCAAAUAUUUUCAGUUCUUUGAAGCUUGUCUACAUUUUCUCAGUGAAUCCGCAUCUGGGGCCACUUCAAGUGUCGCUAUCACGAAUGGUUACCGAUAUUAUGAAGUUUUUCUUUUUGUAUGUGCUGGUGCUUUUUGCGUUUUCUUGCG